ACUCGGCGGCGCCGUGACGCCAACACCCUGCGACUGCGCGCGCCGCGGUGUUCCAGGGCCGACUUCGAACCGGCGGGAAGCUUAGGAGCCGCUGCUGCUUCUCGUCCGUGCACCUUGACCCGGAGCAGAGGGAAGACGGCGACAUGACGGACCGCUACACCAUCCACAGCCAGCUGGAGCACCUGCAGUCCAAGUACAUCGGCACAGGCCACGCCGACACCACCAAGUGGGAGUGGCUGGUGAACCAGCACCGGGACUCGUACUGCUCCUACAUGGGCCACUUCGACCUGCUCAACUACUUCGCCAUCGCCGAGAACGAGAGCAAGGCGCGAGUCCGCUUCAACCUGAUGGAGAAGAUGCUGCAGCCGUGCGGGCCGCCGGCCGACAAGCCCGAGGAGAACUGAGUCCCGCCGCCCCUUGCACGCCAGCGCUUUCCGGGAGCGUCCCUCCCGCUCUGCGCUCCCGGGGACCUUGAGCACAGCAGCGGGAGACCAUCGGGACCCCUGAGAACUGCGACCGUGGAGAGACCCUGGAGCCGGCCGGCGUUGGGGGAGGCGGCCGGGAUUUGGAAGUGCGUUUUUGGCUGGUUGAUUGUCGAUGUUGCUUUUUUCCAUAAAGUUUAAAAGUUGUUCCGUUU
Molecule: messenger RNA, 637 nt
Organism: Choloepus didactylus (southern two-toed sloth)
Lineage: Eukaryota; Metazoa; Chordata; Mammalia; Pilosa; Megalonychidae
Gene: SF3B5
Product: splicing factor 3b subunit 5
Exons: 1
Coding region: 144-404 (86 amino acids)
Biological process (GO): mRNA splicing, via spliceosome
Cellular component (GO): precatalytic spliceosome; U2 snRNP
Source: RefSeq, a predicted model, not a curated record